Molecule: messenger RNA, 1666 nt
Organism: Boeremia exigua
Lineage: Eukaryota; Fungi; Ascomycota; Dothideomycetes; Pleosporales; Didymellaceae
Product: major facilitator superfamily domain-containing protein
Exons: 3
Coding region: 285-1385 (366 amino acids)
Biological process (GO): transmembrane transport
Cellular component (GO): fungal-type vacuole membrane
Molecular function (GO): transmembrane transporter activity
Source: RefSeq, a predicted model, not a curated record
GUUUUCGCUGUCAAAGUUGCGAACAGACGCACUUGAAACAUCAGUUUCUUAGGCCAAUGCACUACAGCCGCUGUCUAACCUGGUUGCUGUAAUACAUACACGUUGUUCUGGAUCCGAGUAUCACGCUUCCCAAGCAUCCAGCGCUCCUCGAUAUCCAACAUAUAUAUAGCGAGCGUAGUGCUAUCAAAGGACUCCACGAUACAGCAGCAACCAACACCUCGUUCCCACCGGUCACACACGAUAGAAACCACACAUCAUCACCGACCUCUCCAUCUAGCCGUGCAAUGGAAACCCCAACGCGCCGAAUAGUACCUGCUGAUCAUGCUGACCCCGACAUCGAGCUCGACGCCACCAGCCUGCACCCCGCCCAUCCGCGCCCCGCAGAACACGAGUUCUCCCUCCCGCCCGUCGACGGCGGCAAAGACGCAUGGCUCUUCCUGCUCUCCGCCUUCGUGCUCGAGAUCCUAGUCUGGGGCUUCCCGUUCUCCUUCGGCAUCUUCCAGGAGCACUACAGCGCGCACGCGCCCUUCGCGGGGUCGCGCAACAUCGCCAUCAUCGGCACGUGUGCGCUGGGCCUGAUGUACCUGUCCUCGCCGCUCGCUGGGACGGGGCUCGGGGGUGUGAUUAUCCCGCUGCUCCUGCAGUAUCUCUUGGGCCGAUACGGGUUCCGCACUGCGCUGCAUGUGUGGGCCGUCGUCCUGUUCGUGGCCGUCCUUCCCCUGACCGUGUAUCUCCGGCCGCGUCUCCCCGUGGCGCAAGUCACCCACCACCGGCGCUUCGACAUGGCGUUUCUGCGCAACAAGUCGUUCCUGCUGAUCCAGCUCGGCAACGUGCUCGAGGGCCUGGGCUACUUCGUCCCGGCCAUCUAUUUGCCCACCUACGCCAGGACGCUCGGCGCCUCGAGCGCCGUCUCCGCACUCACGCUGAUCCUGAUCAACGUUGCCGCUGUCUUCGGCUGCAUCAUCAUGGGCGGCAUCGUAGAUCGCUGGCACAUCACAACGUGCAUUCUGCUGUCCACCGUCGGAUCCACGCUCUCUGUUUUCUUGCUCUGGGGAUUCUCCACGAAUCUGUCUCUUCUCCUUGUCUUCUGCGCUGCGUAUGGGUUCUUUGCAGGGAGCUAUUCGACGACGUAUCCAGGCGUAAUGAAGACGCUGAGGAACAGCGGGCAGACUACUGAUUCGACGAUGGUGUAUGCAGCGCUGGUCGCCGGAAGAGGGAUUGGAAAUGUCGUCUGUGGGCCAGUGAGCGAGGCGUUGAUCAGAAUGGGGCAGGUUGGAGACAGUGGGGCGUAUGCGAGUGAGUAUGGACCGCUUGUACUUUUCACCGGUAUUAGUGCUGCGUUGGGGGGCGUGAGCUGUUUCGGGAGGACUUUAGGGUGGUUCUGAAGGGUCAGUAGAGGAGGGUUGGAUUGUGUGCAGCUGAUCGAUCGACGAUCCCGACAGCAGCAACAAAAAGACGACAAAGAUCGCCCUUGGCGAAAUGUGAUAGGAAGAGAAUACGCCAGGGAACUUCCAGAGAGUACUGGGGUUGAGGCGGAGCCUAUGCGACUAUUCUGUUCUUUCGAUAGCAUAUCUACAGCGUGGCUUGUAGGACAUACUGUUCUGUCAGAAGCUAUACGCAAAUGGAGACGUACAAUCUGUCCACUACAUUGUGGGAACGUAUUUGA